GCGUUUACUCUUGUUUACUUUCCCUAGUGUUUGACCCUCACUUCUUUUCCUUGUUAUCAGGCCUCGCUCCUAGCUUUUGACCUUAGCCUAGUUUUGAUUACUCCUCUGCCUUAUUCCUUGCCUGUUUCUCUCAACAUUAGAAUCCACAUUUGCACAUGAAUCCAAACACCUCUGCCUCUUCAUCACAGUGUUAAAGUUUCAUUUUUUUCUUCUGUCUCCCUGCAGACGUUCAUCUCCUCUCUCCUGUUCUCUUGAGUUUUCAUGAAAAGCCUCAAAAAUCCUCAACUCAAACUUCAAUACUUUUACACUUUUGUACUUUUUCAUGUAGUUUAAAGCUCAGACUCUCUGCACAACCUGGACUUGAUUUAUCCAAAAGAUGUUCCAAAUCCUGGCUGGUUCAUUUCGUUUUAGUUUUUCUGGUUAUCAGUCAGAUUGCAACAAGAUGCCAUUUGUGCUACGGCCCCAAAAAAGAUGUGGAAAUAAAAAAUAAAAAAAAUUAAAAUAAGAAGGAACUGAAAGCAGCUGAGAGUUGGGGAAGAGAAAAAAGGGGAACAUGCUCUUUAUCUUUCUGUCUUUUAGACAGGCUCUCCUCUCCCAUACCAAAGAAGCACUGGGAUGUAUUAAUAGCGUUCACAGCAUGGCUGUGUGUGUGAGUGUGUAUAUUUAGCCUGGUGGGGUCUGGGCCCCAGCCCCACACUGGUCUGGUAGUGUGGGAAGAACGCCGUGAAGCCUGUGGAGUUGCUUCUCUCUGCUGAUCUCCAUUACCUGCAUGAGCUGAUGAGCAGGACCUCCCUGGAGACUCAGAAGCUGGACCUGAUGGAUGAGGUGUCCUACCUCAAACUGAAGCUGGUCAGCAUGGAGGAGUCGCACACCAACACACACGAGGCGGAUCCCCCCGACACAAAGCAGGACAAAGCAGAGUGUGUGGUAAACUUCAUCAGCGAGCUCCAGGAGCAGAUGUGCAGGUUUCAGGCGGAGAUAAGCACUCGCAUCCAGGAGAAAAAAGCCCUUGAGGAGAAGGAGGCCCAGCAGGGGGAUCCCAGAGGACACCCGGCGUGGGGGUGUGGCCCCCACGUCGGGCUAGCCGCCCCCGAUCCGGGCCUGUCAGGCUCAGAUUCCUGGAAUCAGUCGGGAGGACAGACUGUGCACGAUCUGAUACAGGAAGUGAAGCAGCUGAAGAACAAAGUGGAUGAACUGGAGGGGCAGAAGAACCAGUACGAGAGGAAACUCAGAGCCACGAAGCUCUCCAUCUCUUACUCUCUCCAUGUGUGUUACCAGUCGCUCAUGACCCAGCUGUCCAGCCUCAAGCUGACUGUGGAGCACACACAGCUGGAGAAGCAGCACUGGGAGGAGCGCUGGCGCGGCGCACAGGCAGAAAUGUCGGAGCUGCAGCAGCUCCUGGCCUCCAAAGAUGCGGAGAUCGAGUGCCUGCAAACGCAGCUUCUGGCCAGAGAUGGCAGCGCCAACGACAACGCCAAAAGAGAUCAGGAAUACCAGAGGCUGAAGGUGGGGAUGGAGUCCUUGUUGGCCUCCAAUGAUGAAAAGGACCGGCGAAUAGAAGAACUGACUGUUCUACUUGGCCAGUACAGAAAGAUGAGGGAGGUUAUGGCUCUCACUCAGGGAAGCAGCGAGGAGGAGCUAAGUGGCAGCUUGAAGCUCAAAGCCAUCACACACAAAGCACACUCGGACAUGCUCAGAUCAGAGAUGUCCUCAAGAGGCUCCUCCCCCCUCCUGCUGUCCUCCUCCCCCUUUCAGAGAGAACUUGAGUCAAGUUUCCAGAACUCUUUGGACGCAUCGCUGAUGUCUGCGGGUGAAAUGAGUUUCCUGAAUGGAUCGUGGCACCGGCGCAGACUGCUCUCCAGCAGUCUUGAGGAGCUGCAGAGUGGAUCAUUACAAAAGAGCCCGCUGACAGAGCUGAACAAGUACCAGACUCUUCCAGGGAAGCUGAGGAAAAAGAGCGAAGCGAGGACUGAGCUGAGCUGUGACAGAAGUACAGAUGCUGAGUACUCGUCUCCUGUCAAGCUCUCUCCCGACCAUGACAAGAACUUCACUCUCAUUCGCUGCAGGAGUGCCAGCGCUCCGGUUCUAGGAUCUCCAGGAAAACACGACCUUUAUGACACUGAGCCCUCAGAUAGGCUGGACAUGAUGUCUGACCACUCCCCCCUGUCCUCCGGGGUGGACUCGGGCCAGCAGUCUCCGGUCUCGCCGGAGAACAGGAAGACCCACAGAGGCAUCCGGAAGCUCUGGGGGAAGAUCCGCCGCAGUCAGUCCGGCAGUCCUGUGCAGCUCCACGACCAAGAGGGCGGAGAUUUUAAGAGGGGGGGCUUCAGAGCUACAGCCGGACCCAGACUGGCCCGCUCGGGGAAAACAAGAGAUCUCAAGCUGCCGUUUUCCAAGUGGAGCGUGGAUCAGGUGUGUGACUGGCUGGAGGACAUCGGGCUGGGUCAGUACGGCCUGUUCGCUCGGCGGUGGGUCAGCAGCGGGCAGACGCUGCUCUCGGCCAGCCCCCAGGACCUGGAGAAGGAGCUGUCGCUGAAACACCCGCUCCACAGGAAGAAGCUCCAGCUGGCCAUCAAGACGCUCACGGGGAAGCAGGCGGAGAGGUCGGCGGAGCUGGACUACAUCUGGGUCACACGGUGGCUGGACGACAUCGGCCUUCCUCAGUACAAAGACCAGUUCAAUGAAGGACGGGUGGACGGACAGAUGCUGCAGUUCCUCACGGUGAAUGACUUGCUGUUCCUGAAAGUGACGAGCCAGCUGCACCACCUCAGCAUCAAGUGUGCCAUUCACGUCCUCCACGUCAACAAAUUCAACCCUAACUGCCUGAAACGCAGGCCCGGCAAUGAGAGCCAGUUUUCUCCCAGCGAGGUGGUCCAGUGGUCCAACCACCGAGUCAUGGAGUGGCUGAGAUCCGUGGACCUGGCAGAGUACGCUCCCAACCUGCGGGGCAGCGGCGUGCACGGAGGCCUGAUUAUGCUGGAGCCUCGCUUUAACGCCGACACGCUGGCCAUGCUGCUGAACAUUUCCCCUCAGAAGACGCUGCUGCGGCGCCACCUCACCACCAACUUCAACAACCUGGUGGGGGAGCAGGCCCAGCAGGAGAAGAGGGAGUACACCGAAGCGCCCGGGUACACUCCCCUGAGCAUCACCGCCAAAGUCAAGCCGAAAAAGUUGGGCUUCUCCAACCUGACGCACCUGAGGAGGCGGCGGUCGGACGAGUCCACAGAUUACGUCUGCCCCAUUGAGUCACCCUCGUCUCAGUCAGGACAGUCCGCGGCCAACGGCGUGCAAGUGCGGCCAUACGCCGGCUUCAGAGGCCUGAGCCCCAUCCUGGACCGGGAGCCCGCCAGGGACCAGGUGGGGCUCGAGGAAGGCAAAGCUGACACAUCGCCAUGACAACACACCUGACCCCAGCUGACGGAUACCUCGUCACGCCCACGGACAGCUGUGCUGUCGGCCUCCAUAUGCUGUCGGCGCUGCUUCUUUGCCUCCUUUGCUUGCAGCCCACAAUACCUCAGCCCCCCUCCUGCUACCUGAAGCCCCGCCCAUCACCCCCGCCUUGUGCCUUACUCUGACUACCCUGGCUGCAGGGAGCUAAGACCUCAAAUCCAGCACACUUUGAGUCAGUCGCUUCACUAACACCCCCUCCCCCAUAUCCAAUCCUGUGCCAUGCCCCCCCCUCUGGACUACAGCAGUAAACAUGGACGUUCAGAUCAAAGCCAUCCACUCCUCAGCACUCCAGGAUUUUAUCCGUCAGAUUUGCUCCAUUUUGACUUUUCUAACUUCUUUGACUAAAACUUGUGCAAUAUUUGCAUAAAACUACAGAGGGACUGUAUUUAAUAUUUAUGUAACAGCUGUGCAAAUGAAACAGGGGCAUGUUCUGUUUGAUACUCGUGAUUUUUUUAAUCGUCAUUUACAUAAUUAUCUGUAAUAAGAUUUUUAUAGCGGAGAAACUCUGCAAACAGGAAGAUUACGUGUAUUCAUGUGCAAGUGAAAAGGUUUAUGAAAGCGUUUAAUAAACACGGUAAAGUGUGUCA
Molecule: messenger RNA, 4037 nt
Organism: Oryzias melastigma (Indian medaka)
Lineage: Eukaryota; Metazoa; Chordata; Actinopteri; Beloniformes; Adrianichthyidae
Gene: ppfibp2b
Product: PPFIA binding protein 2b
Exons: 24
Coding region: 778-3396 (872 amino acids)
Biological process (GO): neuromuscular junction development
Cellular component (GO): presynaptic active zone
Molecular function (GO): protein binding
Source: RefSeq, a predicted model, not a curated record